Molecule: messenger RNA, 974 nt
Organism: Porites evermanni
Lineage: Eukaryota; Metazoa; Cnidaria; Anthozoa; Scleractinia; Poritidae
Source: the annotation of a GenBank genome assembly
AUGUACAGUGUGCCAUCAAUGAAGACAAUCUUCAAGGCAAACAUUUUAAAAGAACUGAAUGAAAAAUGUACUGAACUGUGCAAGAAGAAUACACUAUCAAUUCUGAGGAAAAACCAAUAUCCUGACCUGGCGGGCUUUGAUUGGAAUUCUAUUCUUAGUGAAAUUUCACAAAGAUAUUCACUCUUGCUUGAUGUCAUGACAACAACUAUUGGAUCAAAACUGAAAUCCAACACCAUCCCUUCAAUUUGCUUAUGUUACGGUAUACCCAUGUGGAAGCAGAACCAUGACCUAAGCCUAAUUCAGAGAAUCAAUAUACUAUUUUACUUGCAGAAGGAAAUGCUAAGAAGCAGGUUGAUUGAAAAAGAACACUUACCAGUAAUUACAUGUAAAAUUAUUAUUUUUUCACUCAAACAGUCAAACUUGAGGCUGUGUAAUGUAGUUCCAACUCAGCCAUGUUUGCAUACAGAUAUUAAGUAAAUGAUUUAAAUGACAUUUAAGCCAAGGGGUAAUUCUUAUUUCCUUUUGGUAAAUUCGGGACAGGGUGCUUAUUUUUUUGAGAACAACUGAAUGUUCCAAAAAAGUAACAAUAACAGACAAAAAUAGAAACUGUACUUCUCUUUGUAACUGUACUAAAUAUAAGGUGAAUGUUCAGUUAACGUGAGAAACUCGGACAAAAGGGGGGCACUUAUUGGAAGGAGUGCGCUAAAUCGAAUCACUUGGAAAAGAAUAGUUCAAGUGCCUUUAAUCUGGUGCAGAUCAGAGGAACUGCGUUAGGAAAGUAAAGAGAGUAAAUCUUAGGUUUGGUAAAUAUUAUGGUGUGUAAGAAUUAAAAAAAAAAUCUUUCUAACAGGGGUAAAAAGAGCCAAACCAUGUGCCAUGAUUACAAAAAAAUUCUAACCACAUUGAUUCGGUUUGAUAGCUUAUCGACAGAUGUCAAAGUAUUGGAUUUUGCCUCGGGCACACAAGCAAACUGA